CAUCUUAGUGCAUGAUUAUCAAUCCUGAUACUAAAUUUGUGAGUAACCUUUCACAUCCCCUUGCAAAUUGCUGCUGGAGGAUAAAAAGAAACAUAAUUCAGGAGAGUGAAUGCUUGAGCAUUAUAAGUAGAACCCAUACAGCUCGGGAAAUGGGUACGACUGGAAUAUACCAUUUUUGCCAAGUAUUGAAGAUAAUUCCCUUCCAGUCCUUCAGACAAGCAAACAGAUAUGGGCCUGCUAUCGAUUUACUGUUGAAGCGUUGCACUAUGAGGAUUUGCAGGAUGGUUCGUAUGGCGAGUGUGCUGGGUUUGGUGAUGUUAAGCGUCGCUCUGCUUAUUUUAUCGCUGAUCAGCUAUGUCUCACUGAAAAAGGAUAACUUCUUCGCUACCCCACGAUAUCAAGGUUCAGCCGGCCCUAGGCUCUAUAUGUUACACAGUGGAUUUCGGUCACAGUUUUCUUUGAAAUUCCUGGAUCCUUCUUUUUUGCCAGCUGGAAGUGGCCUUAACGACAACACUCGUGCCAAACCCGGAAAAUGGGCCUUCAACACAACUUCCUUUUUAAAGCAAAGGAAGGAGAUCAGUCGCUAUGUCGACAUUUAUAAAAAUUUCACCUUGCUUAAGAAAAGCGUGCGAGUAGGACAGUUGCUGCAUUACGAUUACUCUAACCACAAAUACGUUUUCUCAGUCAGCAAUAGUUUUCGAUCAUUGCUCCCCGACGUCACCCCCAUUUUAAAGAUGCAUUAUAACACAUGUGCGGUGGUUGGUAACAGUGGGAUUCUAAUCGGGAGUCAUUGCGGAGCUGAUAUCGAUAAAACAGAUUUCGUGUUCCGCUGCAAUUUCGCCCCAACUGAAUCUUUUGAGAGAGAUGUUGGCAAAAAGACGAAUCUCACGACAUUCAACCCAAGCAUCCUUGAAAAGUACUACAACAAUCUGUUAACAAUCCAGGAUCGAAACAAGUUUUUCCUGAAUCUGAAGAAGCUGGAUGGAGCCAUUCUUUGGAUCCCUGCCUUUUUCUUCCACACUUCCGCUCCGGUGACAAGAACGUUAGUAGAUUUUUUUAUAGAAUAUAGAGCACAAUUGAAGGUCCAAUUGGCUUGGCCUGGGAACAUAAUGCAGCAUGUCAAUAAAUAUUGGAAAACCAAACAUCUAUCCCCAAAGCGUCUAAGUACAGGCAUCCUGAUGUAUACACUCGCGUCGGCCAUCUGCGAAGAGAUUCACUUGUACGGAUUUUGGCCUUUCGCAUGGGAUCCUAACACUGGAAAGGAAUUGCCAUAUCAUUACUAUGACAAAAAGGGGACAAAAUUCACAACCAAAUGGCAAGAGUCCCAUCAACUACCAGCAGAAUUCAAGCUGUUGUUCAAGCUACACAAUGACGGCUUGACUAAACUGACUCUCUCACGUUGUGUCUCUUGAUAGGAUGCUUUUGAAGUGCCAAGUUAUUCCUUGUUCUCAUUCUUUGUUCCGUUUUUGAUUCCACAUGCAUUUUGUACCCAAUGCGUUGAGAUCUCUAUAGGCGACGCUUCGUGAUACAUUUCUCAAAGUAAUCCCAACAGCUGUGGCACUGACGUGUUCGUGAGUUUUCGUGUACUGUGGUAGUAAAGCAUUUAUUUUAUCUUGGGAAGUGGCCGCAAGCAUUUGGAGCAGAAUUUGGGGGUGGGAGUGGUUCCCAUUAAUUGGAAGAUUGAAUAUAUUGAACCAUUGGAACCUGAUUAUAGAUGUCAGUUUAGCAGUUACCAGUGGCGACAGAAUGUGGGCUGGCGACAUUAGGCCUUCCCACUGGAGCGCGGGCAGUGCAGGUCUCAAAAUUCUCUAAGCCUGGCAUUUUAAAAAAUGGCACCCAAUCAAAUUAGACAUGGAUAAUAAAUGCUGGCCUUGCUACGGAUGCCCACGUCCCACCCUUAAAUAAUUCUAUAUUGCUACCACUCAGAUCGUUUCCCACGAUGCAUUGAGGAAAAGUAUUGAAGUCAGGAAAAUGUGUCCCAAUGAUUUCGCUCGAGCACUUCUGAUAUCUGACCUAUCAACCUAUUUCAAUGGUGCCAGCGUCGUGAAACCACAGUCCGCUUGGUCGGUGCGCUCAGCACGGGAGUUACUGCAAUCAAUUUGCGCGAGGUUGUUUUUUUUUGUUGUUGAAGUUUUAGGUCAAUUUGUUACAUCUUAACAUUAAACAGCGAGUGAGCUCCAAGUAUCCUGUCAACUUAAAAGACCGAGUUGCCCGUAGAGUAAAGUGCAAACCUGCAAUAAUUUAGAUCAUCAAUGAAUACGGUCCAAGCAGUAAAGGCUCGACAAAACACUUCUAAUAGAGUUGGGAGAGUUUAGCUGAAAGACACGGUCUCGUAAAAAGUACAUGAAUUGUUUAUUUAAGCAUAUCCAUAAAUGGAAUGCAUUUGGUAUCUUUCAAGUCCUGUUUAUAUAGAAUAUCUUGUACGGUUGUCGAAGUGAACAUGCGAGUCUUUUGCAUGUACGUGGCACAAGCAUUUUUUUACCAUCAAAUAGACGGUAACUUUUGUAUUGAUACUUAAAAAUAGACUUGUUUUAUUUCUUUUGCAGCUUAAGGAGAAAACUAAGUUUCGAAGUUAUAUUGAGUACGUUUCCUUUUGCCUGUUAAGUUGAUCCAGGUCCCUGCCGCCGUGUAAGAGCAAGGGUUUUAAUGAGAGACGGUCCUUGACUCUUCAAUCUUCUGUUGCGAAAUUGAAGAAGUUUAUUAAUUCUUCUCUGUAAAUAAUUUUUUCUCAUGCCUGCUAUUGUUCAUCUACCCUAAAUUAUUUAUGUGAGAAUUUUGUUUCAGUGGCGUGAGCAGUUGUUGGUAACAAUAUAAAGAUAUU
Messenger RNA from Stegostoma tigrinum, 2821 nucleotides. RefSeq names its product ST8 alpha-N-acetyl-neuraminide alpha-2,8-sialyltransferase 3 (gene st8sia3). Gene Ontology annotation, biological process: N-glycan processing; oligosaccharide metabolic process. Gene Ontology annotation, molecular function: alpha-N-acetylneuraminate alpha-2,8-sialyltransferase activity. NCBI's taxonomy places the organism in Eukaryota, Metazoa, Chordata, Chondrichthyes, Orectolobiformes, Stegostomatidae. The record is from RefSeq and is a predicted model, not a curated record. The coding region runs from base 12 to 1412 and encodes 466 amino acids. The transcript is spliced from 6 exons.